CAUUCUUGGUUUCCUAAUUACAAAUUUCUAUGCGAAAAGUAGAGUUACCUGAAAUAAAUAUAGUAUGUUAUUCUUUUCCAAAUAAUCAAUUGACUCGAUAUAUGGAUCAUUGAUUUUUGUAUCAACGCCGUGACUUUCUUUUCCAAUUCCCUCUUCUGUAGUUCUACCGGAUCGGUUUUCUUGAGCUGUCACUGAUGUUCUUUCUAAGGCUGCUUCCGCCAUAUUUCUCGAAUAAUUAUUAGUGACUGUUGCCUCGCAACGAGCCUCAAAGAGAUCCAUCAAAAUGAGGCUUCUCUGGCGGCCGCCAUUACAUUCCAGAAGAAAGAUGCACUCGCCAAAUUCAAAGUCAAUAGCUCGUAACGCCCGGCGAUAUGCAACACCUUUGUUAUAUUUUCUAAAAAAAGGAUUAUCUUCUGUAUCACAGUCAAGUUUAUAUCGAUCACAAAGUACCAUCCGUGCACGUUAUAAAGGUGGUUUUGGAAGUAAAUUCAUAAGUGAUGACGUGCAGGACAGGGUACGGUUUUGUUUUUGUGGAGCUGGAGCAAUUUCAGUGCAGAGGAGAUUCAAAGGUUCAAGAAGUAAUGAAGCAAACGGCGAACCACUGAAAGAAGAUACAGAAAUUGAUGAGAGAAUCUACACACAUCACCUUGUUGAGCCCCCCAAUUCUGAUUCAAAUUUGAGAAGAAUCACAUUUGCUGUGCCUAGAAAGCUACAUUCACAUGACAAGAAGCUUAUUCAAGAAAGAGAUGACACUUUUGAAUGGAAUGAUGAGUUCUGGAAAAGCCACAACAAGAAAUUCUUCCAGGAAAAGAAAGAUUUCACAAGAAGGAUGGCAGAUUCAGGCAGUUUAUCAGAAAAAGAUAUGUCAGACGAGAUGUCAAAGUUUUACAAGGAUUUCCUUGACAGGCAUUACAAAAUGCACAUGGAUUAUAAUAGGCAGUGGUAUAAAAGAAAUUUUGGCAUGCUUCUGACCGCUUUACGUGCUUCGUUGAAGAGAAUAACGCAGGGUAGAUAGCAACGUUUUGAUUAUCUCAUUACACAUUGCUAAUUUCACUGUAUUUAAGUAUGUGAUAGAAAUAGUUUGUAUGAAGUAUCUAGUGUAUUUUAAAAUUGAAUCUUAAAGUUGAA
Messenger RNA from Rhopilema esculentum, 1128 nucleotides. RefSeq lists its product as uncharacterized. Gene Ontology annotation, cellular component: mitochondrion. Gene Ontology annotation, biological process: intrinsic apoptotic signaling pathway. The record is from RefSeq and is a predicted model, not a curated record. Lineage: Eukaryota; Metazoa; Cnidaria; Scyphozoa; Rhizostomeae; Rhizostomatidae.